AUGACCGCAGACAUCCAAAAAUAUGUAAAAAAUUGUGACAUAUGUCAACGACAUAAAAAUCGAAAUCAUCAACGAUAUGGUCAAUUACAACCGUUACCCAUUGCAGAAAAGCCAUUCAGACAUUAUUCUAUGGAUUUUAUAACAGGAUUACCACCUUCUCAAGGUAAAGAUGCAAUUUUAACCAUUGUAGAUCGUUUUACCAAAAUGGCUUGGUUUAUCGCUUGUAACACAACAACGACCACGGAUCAGUUAAUUGAAAUAUUCGAGGACAAAAUCAUAUCCAGUUUUGGAUAUCCAAUUGAUAUUGUUUCAGAUCGGGGACCUGUUUUUAUUUCAGAAAAGUGGCGACAAUAUGCCAAAGACCAUAAAAUACAUCUUAUGUUAUCUUCAGGAUAUCAUCCACAAACAAACGGACAAACAGAGCGCGUCAAUCAAAUCUUGGAGUCAUAUCUUCGUUGCUACGUGAACAAACAUUUAACAAAUUGGGUCAAUUAUCUUCUCAAAGCUCAAUUAUGUUAUAACUCUUCACAGCAUUCUGCUACAAAAAUAGCUCCAAUUAAUGCUGCUUUUGGUAUUCAAGCUAUAGUUACCGCUUGGGAUACGCAAAUCCUGGAUGAACUAGAUAUUCCUUAUUUACCGGACAGAACAGAAUCCAUCGAUGAAAUACGUGAACGUAUCAGAAAAGCAAAUGAUAAAUACGCAAAGUAUUACAACCAAAAAACAAUUCCACCACCGAUUUUCCAACCUAACGAUCAGGUAUUAGUCAAAAAUGGCAAAGUGGGAUUUUUCCAUCAAUCAAAUAAACUUGAACCAACAUUUGUUGGUCCAUUUUCAGUAAAAAGAAAAAUAGGAGAACAUAACUACGAGUUAAAUUUUCCUGAAACGAUACGAAGACGCUAUCCUGCUAGUUUUCAUGUAUCCGAACUCGAACCUUACAACGCGGACUUAAGCUCAAACAAUUUUAUGCAAAACAUCGUUAUUGACGAAAUUUUAGAAGCUGAUAACCUAGAAAAGCCUUCUCACUACAAUUGUUUAUAUAGAUCGCAACUCUCAGAUUAUGACUAUCGCUCAGUCACAUGGGUUCCUAGAGACAUCGUUCGAAAAAAGGCAUACUCAAAGCUCAUUGAAUUUAAUCGUCGCGCUUCUCCAACAGAAGAACCGCAAUGAAAAUAAGAGUCUUCCAAUUCAAAGAAGUGAAAGACUCUUAGGCAGGGAGGUGUCAUAAUUGGAUCCCUCGUUAGCAUUCAUAAUAUAACAAUCCGUUAUAAGAAUGGAAUAUUAGCUAAUAUAAGUUAAUAUUCAUAAGCUUAAAGAAUUGUGCUUGAUAAUAAGUAAACAAAAAAUUGAAAAUGC
Molecule: messenger RNA, 1353 nt
Organism: Schizosaccharomyces cryophilus OY26
Lineage: Eukaryota; Fungi; Ascomycota; Schizosaccharomycetes; Schizosaccharomycetales; Schizosaccharomycetaceae
Exons: 1
Coding region: 1-1167 (388 amino acids)
Biological process (GO): DNA integration
Molecular function (GO): nucleic acid binding
Source: RefSeq, a predicted model, not a curated record